Messenger RNA from Leptomonas pyrrhocoris, 558 nucleotides. RefSeq lists its product as hypothetical. Lineage: Eukaryota; Euglenozoa; Kinetoplastea; Trypanosomatida; Trypanosomatidae. The record is from RefSeq and is a predicted model, not a curated record. The coding region runs from base 1 to 558 and encodes 185 amino acids. The transcript has a single exon.
AUGGGUGCGCAAGGACGCAGUGGGUGGGGCAGGCGGCUGUACUUGUGGCUCACCACGUCCACCCGCGACCGGCGAAACCGCAUCGACGACGUUGGCGCUCCGUUGCAGGCCGCUCGCCGCGAGCGCAACAAAGUUCAACGGGUGAACGACGUGUUCCACGCGGCUGGCAUGGGCACGAGCCGUGCGGCCAGUCUGGAGGGCAUCACACUGCAGGGCAGAGGGGAAGGCCUGGCGUGGAGCUUCCUGCUCCUUCCCGCCUGCUUUGCCGUGGGGUUCUUCGCGUUCAUCUCGCUGUACCAUCGCGGGGAGCGGCGGGCUCAGCAGCUGGCCGCGGAGAGCGCGUGGCAGCGUCAGUUGGGCAAGGCGGCGGACAAGAAAGCUGCGGCGAUUGCCGCACUACGCAGCGCGCAGGAGCAGAGUGGCGAGAUGAAAGAGGCGAUACGUGCGUGCGCCGACGAGGACGCGCUCACCACGAAGCUGGCGAGCAACUUGGAAUUCAUCAAAGCGAACGUGAAACCGCAGCCACGGUGGGGUUCAUCUGACCGUGUAGAUCGAUGA